CGUCUCCCCAGGUGACCCCGCCGGCGUCUGGACAUGCACGGGCACAGCCGCAACGGGCAGGCCCACGUGCCCCGGCGGAAACGCCGCAACCGCUUCGUCAAGAAGAACGGCCAAUGCAACGUGUACUUCGCCAACCUGAGCAACAAGUCGCAGCGUUACAUGGCGGACAUCUUCACCACGUGCGUGGACACGCGCUGGCGCUACAUGCUCAUGAUCUUCUCCGCGGCCUUCCUCGUCUCCUGGCUCUUCUUCGGGCUCCUCUUCUGGUGCAUCGCCUUCUUCCACGGCGACCUGGAGGCCAGCCCGCCAGCGGCGGCGGCGGCAGUGGCGGGGCAGCGCCCGCGGCCCCCAAGCCCUGUAUCAUGCACGUCAACGGCUUCCUGGGCGCCUUCCUGUUCUCGGUGGAGACGCAGACGACCAUCGGCUACGGCUUCCGGUGCGUGACGGAGGAGUGCCCGCUGGCGGUCAUCGCCGUAGUGGUCCAGUCCAUCGUGGGCUGCGUCAUCGACUCGUUCAUGAUUGGCACCAUCAUGGCCAAGAUGGCGCGGCCCAAGAAGCGGGCGCAGACGCUGCUGUUCAGCCACCACGCGGUCAUCUCGGUGCGCGACGGCAAGCUCUGCCUCAUGUGGCGCGUGGGCAACCUGCGCAAGAGCCACAUCGUGGAGGCGCACGUGCGCGCACAGCUCAUCAAACCCUACAUGACGCAGGAGGGCGAGUACCUGCCGCUGGACCAGCGGGACCUCAACGUGGGCUACGACAUCGGCCUCGAUCGGAUCUUUCUGGUGUCCCCCAUUAUCAUCGUGCAUGAAAUUGAUGAGGACAGCCCGCUGUACGGCAUGGGCAAGGAGGAGCUGGAGUCGGAGGACUUCGAGAUUGUGGUCAUACUGGAGGGCAUGGUGGAGGCCACGGCCAUGACCACCCAGGCCCGCAGCUCCUACCUGGCCAGUGAGAUCCUGUGGGGCCACCGCUUCGAGCCAGUGGUCUUCGAGGAGAAGAGCCACUAUAAGGUGGACUACUCCCGCUUCCACAAGACCUACGAGGUGGCCGGCACGCCCUGCUGCUCGGCCAGGGAGCUACGGGAGAGCAAGAUCACCGUGCUGCCCGCGCCGCCGCCGCCGCCCAGUGCCUUCUGCUAUGAGAAUGAGCUGGCCCUUAUGAGCCAGGAGGAAGAGGAGCUGGAGGAGGAAGCGGCGGCCGCGGCAGCGGUGGCGGCCGGCCUGGGCCUAGAGGCGGGCUCCAAGGAGGAGGCGGGCAUCAUCCGCAUGCUGGAGUUUGGGAGCCACCUGGAUCUGGAGCGCAUGCAGGCCACGCUCCCACUGGAUAACAUUUCCUACCGCAGGGAAUCUGCCAUCUGACUUCACUCCUGGCCAGCGCCACCCCCGACUCUCACGCCAGCCACUGCCGGGCGCUGGGCUGCCGGGACAUGCACCGCUUCCCACACUCAGGGCACAGCACAGCCUGGCUGGCUCCAUGGGCCUUCUGGAGGAGGGCCAGGGGCUUCCAAGA
Ochotona curzoniae (black-lipped pika) is the source of this 1506-nucleotide messenger RNA. It is a transcript of the gene KCNJ4, whose product is annotated as potassium inwardly rectifying channel subfamily J member 4. Gene Ontology annotation, biological process: potassium ion import across plasma membrane; regulation of monoatomic ion transmembrane transport. NCBI's taxonomy places the organism in Eukaryota, Metazoa, Chordata, Mammalia, Lagomorpha, Ochotonidae. Gene Ontology annotation, molecular function: inward rectifier potassium channel activity. The record is from RefSeq and is a predicted model, not a curated record. The coding region runs from base 114 to 1355 and encodes 413 amino acids. The transcript is spliced from 2 exons. Gene Ontology annotation, cellular component: plasma membrane.